Messenger RNA from Lineus longissimus, 11959 nucleotides. RefSeq lists its product as uncharacterized. The record is from RefSeq and is a predicted model, not a curated record. The transcript has 8 exons. NCBI's taxonomy places the organism in Eukaryota, Metazoa, Nemertea, Pilidiophora, Heteronemertea, Lineidae. The coding region runs from base 285 to 8510 and encodes 2741 amino acids.
UGGUAUAGGCCAUGUGGAUUCAAUAGCUUUUAUUCACAAUUGCAUGCAGCAAUGAUAUAGUCAAUAUACGUGUUUACGCGCAUAGACACAUCAGGGCAGAAGCGACAUAAUAGUAUCUUGUCUAUAUCAACAAGUCCUGGACUUGGACUCGGUGUGUGAUAUCCAGAGGAUUUGUGGAAAGUUAUCCUAUACGCUUUGUUAAUAAAUGGAAUAAAUAAUGCAGCUACGCAAAAGAUCGGCACCAGUGGUUUUGAAGCGGUGCAGCCAAGUCUGCACCUGUGGACAUGGCUAUGGUAUUGCCUGACGAAUCUCAAAAUCACCAUGAGCUCAGUAGAACAGCCACGAGUUUCACCUACAGAUACGGCAAGUUUGGGAAAGACGGCAAUGUCAAAAAGACUUGGCAUCUGGCUGCAGUUAGUGAGCGCCCUGUUAUGACACCAGGGCAUCAGACAGCAGUAAUACGCCAAGAAACGCCUUCUAAAUUUGCCUUCUCAAAAAAGAAAGAAAAAUUCGCUAAAUCGCUUCGACAUGCAAGUUAUCCGCUCUUGAAGAAUACUUGUGACUGUAUUUAUGACGUAGGAAAACAACGAGAUCGUCCGUCUCUUUCAAGAGUGUCCGUAAAAAGGAUUGGCCAUAAAUUGAAAUAUACGGCACAACGAAGGGAGUUUGGUAAACCUAAGUCAUUCAGUAGCAUUUCUGAAAAGAUUGCGAAGUUUCCUCUUGCAAGAAAAUAUCGUGAUUACUUGAAUCAGAACUCUGAGGGUACAUGCAACUCCGAUACUUCUGAGAGUGAAGUUGGAACUGUGACAUCGGAUACUUUGAAUUCGUAUCGCAGCCCUUCGACUGGUCACAGGGAACGUAAUAGAGCCAGGAAAGACGUCGAUAUUUUCACUGUUAAUGCUGAUGCAAAUCCGUCUCCAAGACAGGUAUUGAAUAAAUCCCCCCGUUGCAAACCGUUGUGCAAAAGGAAAUCAGAUUCUCGUGUUAGUAGAGUAGACAAAAUUCGUGGAUUAAAAAAAAAUGGAUACCGAUAUCUAGAAACUCUAAGGGUCCGUGACAAUAAGACAAGCUUGCUGCAUGUAGAUAAUAAGAUUUCAACAGGAUUUGCUCAAAAUCAAACCACUCAUGAAAACAAAUAUAGCCAGAUUUAUGGAAGGAUAAAGAAGAGAAAACGUGUGAGAAAGAUAUUUGUUGAUGGACUUUGGAUCCCCGUGCGGAGUAAAAAGGACAUACAACAGCUCUUCUGUACAGAUCCCGUUGUGGUUCUUGAAAGGAUUCCGGCAGCGGUGCUGCGCCGUUUGACGAUACGGGGACGCCAACGCGUAACUAUGAGCGUUCUGGAUACCACAGAGCCACCAAAAGAAAUGGAGGAUGAUAUUGACGAAUUGAAACAAAACAUUGCGGAAAAGAAUUUAGGAGGUUGCGAAUAUCCAAUGGAUUUGACAAAUUACUCCUUGGGGGCUCCUGAUAAACUUUUUGAAGUUGAUCCGUCGAUAUCGUUUAACAUCGACAAAUUGAGGAAAGCCUGUGACGCUUUUCGGUCGAGAGAAACCAGCACUGGUCCGGACCCUGUCAUCUCUGGGUACAGGCCUGAGGAGGAGGAAAGACCGCGUAGCGACGAACCGGAGUAUGUCUAUUUUGACGAACCGACAGAGGGUGAUGAAGUGUUUCGUGAUCCGUACGAUAUGAACGCUUUUGGCGACAGCAGCAAAUUCUUCGAACUGCAAGAUCCGACUCCAAAAGACGUAGGGUCUAGUGCAAAAGACGACGAUAGUAAAAGGGACUUGCGUGUCCCAAACAUUAGUGAUAAUGGCAAGAACGAAAAUCCGGUUAAACUCAAAGAUGCUGUUAAAACACCCCGAAAUAUUUUUGAGGCAAACAAAUAUUCACAAAGUACUUGUGACUCAAAGCUGGAUCCGAAAGGCACAGGCUUCAAGGAGUCUGAGUUAGUUGGUAACCUAGACAUCGAUGAGAGGUUAUCAAAUAUCUUUUACCGGAAUAGAGACAGCACUGACCCCGGAGAGCCUUAUUCACCGGAGUACAUCGACCACACCCUGCAUAAGUCCCCCACACCUCCGCUCCUUGAUAACUGCGUGGACGAAGGCUCUGAAGAAGAGAUCCCGCAAUCGCCUCCUGGUAUCAUUAUUAUUGAGACUUCCUUUCCGUUCGAGCCGGUGUCCCCUCUCCGAGACGACCCAGGCCCAUCUCCUGCUCAGAAAGUAGUUCCAAUAGACUCCAAACCCGCAUCAACAGGUGCGUCUUUGACGCUAAAUGUGUCUUCUCCAUCCCAUGUCGUCUCAUCGACGCCAGUGACUGCGGCUGGCGAGACGGUCAUAAUUGAAGAAAUCAGCUCGCCACAGAACGCUGUGCUAGUGUCCGAUAGUGUUCAGAUACCAGAAAUUGAGUCCGACACUCCAAUCCCAUUAAGACUUGAUGGCAAGAAAAUAGAGUCAAAUUCCACUAACGCUCCUUUAGAAAAAGGGGCCUGUGACCUCGAAACCGUUAUUGAAUUAUCGAUUCCAAGAUCUGAUCAAGAAGCCGUCAGGCAUGAAGCAACUAGAGACCAAAAUGUAGCAUCUCACGAUAAUCGAAAGGACGAUGCCAAAAAUAAGGGUUCAGGAUUAUGUGACGAUUUCGAAAUGGAUAUAGAAAGGGACGAGCCCUACCCGAUAAGUAUGGUGGUAGUGAACAUGCAAGACGGUGCUGACCGAAUUACACAAUCUGUAGUCAGCAUGGUUAACAAUAGUUCUGACGGUCUUCAGGAGCAGGAAGCAGCGCAUGAUGAUGCUCAGCAAUACGACAAGGUCUAUGAUCUGUCCACGACGACUGUUCCUAAGGACGAAUUUGAAAUAGAGGACCGUGCAUCGUCACUGACUGGCACCACUGUUUUUGGAGAAUCGUUUCCAUAUGGUUUUGAGAUAACCCCGUCUGGUACGAGUCGGCACGAACGGAACAGCCUCAUCUCGUCUGCUGAGCUUGACGCCAUUGAGCGGAUGACAAAUGGAAAUCUCUCAGACGAUGAAGUAUUCCCUACACUCGUGAUUAAUGAAGAUAAUUCAAAUCUUGGAAGUUCGGCCAAUGAGUCGGCACCAGAUUUGGUAAUAGAGAAUGUUGUUUCAUUGAAAAAUGUCGCCGGGAAUUACCUUGAUCAGGAUUACCAGUUUAAAGAUUUCAAUAUUGAUGUCGCGGUAACGAAAAGCAAUGAAAAUACUGAAGGAGAACAGACAUUUGGAGGACAGAACUUCAUUUCUGAGCCUGAUAAUGACAUAAGGGCAAUGGGGUCCAAUAACGACAGUCAAGAAAAGGAAGUUGCGGCGGGUUCGGUUAAUGUAAAUGUAACUGAGGCCAUAGACAUGACGUCAUCACUUGGAAAAACGACCAGCCAUGUCCCACGCGACUCGUCGCCCGAGUCAACCAAGAGCGAAGGCAGUCUCAAAUGCAUCUUGACUAAAAAGAAGGACAGUGGUGCUCAGGUCCGCUAUGUUAUAAAAUCACUGAGUUCUGUCGACUCGGAUGACCCGGCACCUUUCUUCACUCGUUCCAGAGACGAAAGGGGUGAUCCGGCGGAACCUAUUUCAUUCGAUGGUUCAUACUCGCCCUACAAUGCACGAGAAAAUCACACGAGUAUUAAUGACAGCGAAAUUAGCUAUGUCACGCGGGAGCAAGCGAUACGGUCAUGCUCUGCUCUUGCUGACAUACCUAGGCCUACGCUCUCAAAGACGACAGAAAAUGAACAUAUGUCACCACAACUAAGGGGAGAUAUGCAGAGCUCGCGAAAUGCUGACUGUGUGAAGCCGAAAACCCACAAAAAAUCUAAGACGAAAAUGGCUCGAGAUUUGAAGCGACAUAUUGGUAAAAAUCACCCUAACUUGGGUGUGGGUCAAACUAAAUUCAUCAAACGACCCCUAAUUCGUAGGAGUAGAAUCUCAUCGACUCUAAAACAAUUUUAUACCCGCUCAAAAUCUCAUAAAUUGACUGUAAAAAUCUCAUCACCCGAGCAAAAUUUGAUAAAUUCGCGGCAUGUUUCCAAAAAGGCCGAGAAGGGCCAUGUCAAACGGACAUGGCGUCCCGAAAAGUAUGAUACAUGUAUGCAGAGUGAUAUGAGCUCUGACCUCAGCGACCUUGGAGAUUUGGUCGAGCCGGUUAUUACUAGGAAGCGGAGGCCGCACAGAAAGAAAAAAAAGGGUCGGAAUAUACCAGAAGCAAAUGAUGAGAAGGCGUCAGGACAGAAACAAGACACAAGUACUGAAGGCGAUGACCUCCCGGAGAUCUUGCCACCAAAGCGGCGACGGGUGCGUCCUCCUCCGCCCGUCGCCCAGCUGAUUGAAGAGAGCGAGGUCAUAAGUCGGCUGUCGCGAGAAUUCCCUAAGCAUAACUGGUUGGAGAAUAAAAUCAAAUUAUUCGACCAAAAUCAGGAGGACGGGCAAGAAUUGGCACCGGACAUGCCGGAUGCGCAGUAUUUUCAGCAACUGGUGGAAGAUUUUAACAAUGUUGACGAAUCGGCACCGGACCUCGGGCUUGCUGUCAGAGACGAAAAUAAGGACUCUGACUCUGUGCGACAAAUUGCAAAUUGCAGCAGUGGCCAAGAACCUGCUCAGCAGGUUGUAGAAACGGGGAGGCGAAGUGAAAUUGAUACAUAUAAUUCGGCUCAGCAAGCAACGGACUUCAGCAAAACUGCUGACUCAGCAGAACUGCAUGUUGACUUGAGCAACGCUACGGAGUCCCACCAACACGCUCCAAAUUUGACGCCCGUCAGCGAGCUAGAGCAACGCAUAGUUGACACUAAUUAUGAUGUCCAAGAUGAUCAGAUACCUCGCCAUAAUGCGCUUGAGCAGGAAAAACCACAGGAGCCGUGUUCUGAGCCAGGGAAAUGUACCCCCGUCAUGGAAGGCUCACAUGGAUCGAGCGACUUCAUGAUGUCAGAAAAGCCUGUCGGAGACAACUACAAUGUGAAUUCACCAAAGGUCGCUACUAGUAUCAGUGUACGAUUGGCUAGCUCUGGAGAUCCGAAACGUCCCGGAGAACUAAGCAUGAAGGACACCCUAGAUGGCAUGAUUGAAGCCAGGUUGCUGGAGGAUGUCAGGGAGGGUAGGGUGGUAGACCUUACUGUCCCUCAGACAGCUGCCCAAGGAAAAGAACCUGCCCAGGCUGCGCCACAACAAGGAACAAACGAUGCCGAUAGAACUGGUAAUUAUUGGAGCGGAAGCGCCACAAACUUCAAUAUCAGAGGACCCCAGCAGAGACCGACGAAACAUUCUACGCCUGUUCAAAGAGUGCAGCCUCAGAUAAAAUCAAACCAUGAGCAACCAGAAGCUGCGCGAACCCAAGCAGAAGUUGUCACAGCAAUCAAGAGGCAAAUGUCCAAGAUGGAAGAACCGAGCGCCUCUGCGGCUGGGCAGCGAUCUUUUCCCGGUCGCGAUAGUGACAAGGCAGCAAAUACGGGGCCUAGCACCUCGAACGUGGGUGCCACAAGCUCGACAGUGUCAGCAGCUGCGAGCGGGCCGGUAUCAGUCGUGCCACCUAUCCAGACGAUGCAGGCCAGUUCUGUGCCGGAUCCGCACGUACAUUCAAGGUCUGCUGCAACGAUCCCCCAAACGAUGAACGUUCAUCGGUCAGCGCAAAUUAUGCUUCAGCAGGCUCAGUCAGCUGUGAUAAAUCAAGCUCACAUUGCUCAGAUCUCUCACCCAUCGCAGAUUAAAAAUCCACCGAGAACCUGUCCUCAACACCGACCCACUGUGCCAAGACAACCUAUGGCAUAUCAUCAGCAAGGAUCAACAGCGCUAUCCCAACCACCGGCUCUAUACAGUCAAACUCAAAUCGUAAAUUCUCACCAAAACCAAGUUGUCAGAUUGGAAAUUCCUAUUCCAAAAACUCCAGUCACACCAGUCAUGGCUAAAACGCCUGACUUUCCCUUUCCUCCAGUUUCUUCUGCACCAGGUCAAGCACCAGCAGUCACGAUGCAUACUUCUCCACACACAUCAGCCUCUGCUGUGAAUCGCCAAGGAAAGGUUGUUCGACCUAUGACCGCGGGCACAUUUGUCAGAGAAUACCAAAAAAUGAAACGAGAAUUCCAGCGCAUCGAGGCCAUGCUUACAAUUAAGGAGAGGGAACGUAAGCAACUUCUGUUUAUGAAAAGUAGAAUGAGCUUGCUGAUUGACAAAAUGGAAAAUAAGCUUCGGAGCUUGCCAGGGAACUACUCUUCUCAAUUAGUCCGAGUGUUGCCAGGAGUCAAUGUUGAGCAGACGACGACCCCAAAGAAAACAGGCACUGAAACAGUUGUUCAACCUGGAAGUGGUUCAGGGCCUCCACCAGCGCAUGUGAAAGAACCUUUCACUCCAACUGUUCCCCGGACGGAUCUAAGAGCAGCGCAUUCGAAUAAGACGUCUACAGUCCCACGCCAGUUAAUAUUCAUGGACAAAGAGAUGAAAUCAAGUGACAAACCUGCUGCAGUUGCUUGCGAUUUGGUGCCCCAGCCUGCACAUGCUCACCCAAUUGUUACAGCUGAUUCCCUUCUGACUCAGAGACCUGAAUGCAAACAAAAAGAAGACGAUUGCCUUCAUCUAUCUGCCUGGAAAAGAUAUGCCAUCAAUACAGGCCAAGAGGGAUGUGCUGUACAUACGAAUCCACCUCGGGAACAAGAGCUGCAGAGGCAAGGACAAGAGUCGUCGGCAAAGAAAAAUGUUGAGAUUAUUGACCUUACAACUGAAACGCCUAUAGAGAACGUAGAAAACCAGAGCAGAAGCUGUAACGUACAUGUAGGGGCAGAUGAUCCAACAAAGGUAUCGCCAGAGAAGGAUAAGGAAAAAAGAGUCCAGGAGCUUUUGCGCGUUGUGCAGGUGAAGCGUUCCACGGGAAAUGUCGUGUUGCCUCACCAAGUUCAAAAUUGGAAUCAAUGUAGUGCUCCACCAGCGCCAGUAGCUCCAAGACUCUAUUCCCCUAAUUCAGGCGGUCCACCAGCUUUGGUGCCUCUGAAUGCAUCAACUCCGAGCGUUACGGGGGCUGGAGAGCAGCACAGUGACCCUAGGGCAGCUCAAGUACAACGAUCAUUAGAAUCAAGUAGAGGAACAGCGGUACAUGACUCUGGUCGACCUGUCUACACCAGUGGUAACAUUACUCAACCAGGGACACGACCACAAUACACUUCAGGCAAUGAUAUCUGCUCAGGACUACCUCUCUUGAGUGGAUACAACCCACCCUAUGCCAACCACACUAUAGGGGAAACCGUAAAGACUGGGAAUCCUGUGGGUCAGAGCCCUGGCCCGCAAAUGAGUAUUGCCCCAAAUACGUAUUUCAAUUCAAAACCUGCCGCUACACCAAACAGACCACCUGAUGGAUAUAACUGCCCCCCAGGACUGCCCAAUACCACUAUGUAUGGACAUACCAAUAUGGCUGGACCACCGGCUGCAAAUGGAGUCUUAAGUAGCCCAAACUUGCCUACAGACCGCCCAAGCUCAAUCCUCCAAAGUACUCCUCCGGCAAAUGCUUUGGAUAGGAGUAGGGGAUUCUACUCCACUGGACCUAGUCCCACCACCCCAAAUAAUACUGCCCCUGUAGCAUCCGCUUUUCGACAAAUCGCAAACUGCCAAUCAGCAUCGCCAGUCCGAGAUCCAACUCGACGCCCCAGCUUCCCAGGAACUCCAGUUCAGAGUAUUGACAUGGCACCUUCUAAUAAUGUACCAGUAGCAAACAUCAAAGAGACAGAAAUGGAGAGCAACAAAACGAAGUGUAAGAAAAAAGCUCCAAAGCGUGGCAUGAGCGUGCUGAUGUCACAACCACAUCCAAUGGCCAUGCAACAUGGACAGUACUACCGUGGACCGUCACCAAUGAUGACCAUGGAUCCAAGGGCUAAACUCUCAAUGCAAGAUCCACGACUAAUGGGUUCAGAUCGGAGAUCGCCCCAUGAUAUGUAUAUGGCUCAUCAAGCUGAAAUGAUGCCUGGAAUGAUCCAAAUGUCACCUAGGGGCCAAAUGAUGCACCAGGUCCGUCACCCUUCGCCAAACAAGCAAGCCAUAGGGUUUGGAGAACAACCACCUGGUCACCCGAUGAUGCAGGACGCGCCUGCUUCCUAUCGGCAGCGGGAGUUCGCCGCCCAGCACCAGCGGAUGAUGCAGACAUCGAUGGGUAUGAUGCCACCCCAGCAGACAGCACCGAGGAUGCAGGCGGUACCGGGUGUGAUGCCUGCACGACAGGCCAUGAUGAUGCCUCCUCAGCCUUUGCAGGUUCCCCAGUAUAAUCCAAUGCAGAUGCCCAACAUGGUAGCAAUGGAGGCACCGAGAGGCGGUCGCGAGUUGCCGCACACUGUUGGCGGCCGAGAGGUGCCACAACCCAUGGGCGGACUGCGGGAGAUGCCUGCCGGACUCUACCAGGCUGACAGUCUGUGCGUGGUCUGCAACCUAAGAGCCGCCUUCCUUUGUUCUGGGUGUAAGCGGAUGUGGUACUGCAGCGAAAGAUGCCAGGCAAAGUCGUGGCAAGAGAGGCACAGGAUGGAAUGUCCAUCCGCUGUGCUGUAGGGGACAGCCUGUUGGAUCAGUUUAGGUGAUCACGAUAGAGUAUAUAGGCCUAUAUAGCCUUGUGGUGCAUGUAGCAGCAGAAAGACUCGCUUUUCAUUAGUUGCUCUUAAAACCACUAUCCCAGAAGAACCCAUUUGAUAUGUUUGAGACCACAGACCUAGAUUGGCCGACAACAAUGAUUGUUGAAUGAAAUGCCAGAAUCUAAACGCUAGGAGAUUAAUUUCUCAUUCUACGUGGUCGGAUCCGUCCUCCAGACUUAAUGGGGGCUCUCUCUCUUCCGUCUUCCUGGAGACUUGUUGAUUAAGGUGUGAUGGAUAUGGAGGUUUAAAUCCGAUGAUAAGCCAGAAUGAGGAACCAUAACUCAAGAUCUCGCCAAUAUAGGAGUUAAACAUCAGAGUGGAUUCCCAAGAAUUUUUGCUAAAGAAAAGAGGGCAUGAGUGUGUGCAGAAAUUGUGAUCGAUCAUAUAAUGUGUUGUUCUUUCGGACGUUCUUCUUGGUGACUUUAAGUUCCGUACAUGGAAACUUUGCCAAAUGCAAAAAGGACGCGUGUAUGAAUCCUAAAAAACAUUAUUCGACCAGUAUUUGGGCUGUAAAACGUAAUUGAUAGGAACUUCCGAUAUUACCAAAACUCGAGACAAAUGGCAUUAAAUACAUUAUGGAAAUCUUCCAGAGAUACCCAAUUCUCCCGAAAAAGUGGCAUUAUAACAUUGUUCGUGGAAAUCUCGAGAUCUAUAUCUUGUGGACGUGAAAGAAACCUGCGAAGAGGUGGCUCUAUGAUUGUUCCCGGAAAUCUUCAGGAGAGGGAUCUCUUGAAAAAGGCAAUAAUGUUUAAAAUACACAGAAUUAAAGUUGAAUUAGAAAUGUUUGUGGAAAUCGUGUUGUGAAAGAGUAGCAUUAAAUUUUUCGUGGAAAUCUUCCAGAGAGCAAAAUAACGUUGUGAAAGAGUGGCAUUCAAGUGUUUGUGGAUAUCCUCAAGAGUGGCAUUCAAAUGUUUGUGUAUAUCCUCAAGAGUGGCAUUCAAAUGUUUGUGGAUAUCCUCAAGAGUGGCAUUCAAAUGUUUGUGGAAAUCUUCCAGAGUGGCAUUUAAAUGUUUGUGGAUAUCCUCAAGAGCGGCAUUCAAAUGUUUGUGGAUAUCCUCAAGAGUGGCAUUCAAAUGUUUGUGGAAAUCUUCCAGAGUGCCAAACUCUCAUGAUAAUGGCAUUGCAAAUGUUCGUGGAGUGGAUUUAUUAAUCUGUGGAAAUGUAGGCCUACUAAAUUUUUGAACAAAUGGCAUUAUAAAUGUUCAUGUUACGUUUAAUUAAAGUUAAUGUCGGUACGGAGUAAUCCAGUUACGUGCGGUAGUCCAUUAGAGAGUUCCAUUAGAGUGUAUCAUUAGAGAUAAUGUCCAAUGGAAUUGUGGCAUUGUCUGCAUGCGCUGAUGCACACUUAGCUGUCGUGCUAAUCUGAUGUCAUGUCUGAAUAAUGUGGGGAUGGAAAACUGGAACAGAUACAGAUGAAUAUAUGAAAAUAGUUUUCAAAAUGCCAGGAUAGUGAAUAAAUAAAGAUUCUAGAACUGGAGAAGUCAUGCGUUUUAGUAUCAUGCUAUGUAGUGGUGAAUCUUAAUCAGCUUGAAAAGUCGUGCGAAAUCAUAUCAUAAUAAACCAUCAUUGCAUUGACUGAUGCCCUGUCGAAUGAGGACGAAUCGAAGUGUGUCUUUUAGAAAUUUAACAUUCGUAGAGAAUCGUCGGUGGAUUUAGUACAACGACAUUGCUGCCGUACUCAAAACUUUAAAACAUGCUCAUGGUUUGUGCAUAGUAAGAUUUUAGCAAUUUUAUAAUGGUGAUGAUGAUCACGGGGAGGGGCACGUACAUGUGCUAUAUAUUAUCUGGAGAGUUUUAUGCAUCCAUUCUGUGCUUGGAGUUAAUGUGGUACGAUGUUUUGUUUUUGUGCGUCUUUGAAAUUAAUUUGUUCUGGUGUGUGAUUUGGUGAGUGGGUUGUGUAAAGUUGAUUCACAGUGUUUUCUUUGGCUGUGCUUUAAAUACAUAGUAUCCAUGUUGCCACUUGUCACGACUGAAACAUGACAUGAAGCUGAAAGUGACAUCGUCGUGAAUCCUAUGUAGCCGACUCUUUAGAAAUUACUUGUUCGACACGAUACAAAUGACAACAUGAAUUCUAUGUAAACCCAGCCUUAAGCGAAACACAAAAUUGUUAUGUGAAUUGUAAAUGUAGCUAAUGUGUAUGGAAGUAUGUCACUGAGGAGGAGCAUUGCUGACCCAGUCUAAAUAAAUAUAUGUUCAGGUUAAUACUAAAAUUAAGUUGCGACACAAACCUGCGAUGAGCGAUAAAACGAUUGCUCGUCUGCGUAAGAAAUCAAUAAUUGGCUUUGAUAUCAAUUGAAGGUCACAGCAAUGACAAUUCUCACAUGCACCUCCAAUGAACCCGAAAACGAGGUGUUUUUUCUCAUGCGAUAAUCAUCACAGGUGACAGCAAGGAAAAUAUCUCGUUUGCGGGUCAUAAGGCAUCACUUAGUAACAUGUUAUUGCUGUUUACAGCACUUGUGCAUUUUGAACCUUUGGAGCACCAGCUUUCGUUUUUAUCUCGAUAUGGGAUUUUGAAUACUUUCAGAUCACGGUAUAGCCUAGCAUUGGGCCAUAUUAUGCGGAAUAGAUUUCGGGUAGCAGAAGACCGCCCGAUCUUGUGACUCGUGAGAUUGAGGGUCGUGAGGAGUUCAUUUCACCCCUCUUAAAUUCGUUUGAAAGUUAGGACGGGUUUUGCCGAUAUCUAAUCCCAAGGCAAUACGGUCGUACGAUUGGACACCGUGCUUACCCCUGGGGCUCCCCAGCUUCCGUCUGCAUGCAGUAUCCAAUAUCUGACCGGUUUGCAAUUACUCACUGUGAUAAACUUGCAAUAAUACCUGUGUAUUACAGAUAUUACAAAUGAUAUUUUUAAGAGGCAUAAUAUAUACAUUAAUUUGUUAGUAUUACAGAAGUAAACAUAUUUUACGAAGUAUACGCGUUGGAGAUCGUAUAGUGUGUACAUAUUAGUAUAAGAUUAAUUUAUUCUCUGUCGAAGACAUUAUUAUCAUUGGAAGACAUUUUGAAUAAUUCUCAAGCAUGGACCAAUUUGAUAUUCUACGCAUCAUAUCCAGGCAAAUAAUGCAACAGUUAACAAAAGGAUAUGCAUACAAGGCCUAUCUCCACAUUGGCAUUUGGCGCUGUGUUGCCCACGAAAACAAAGCAUUUUGCAUGAUAAUGUAUACUUUAUUUCUUCUUGAUAGCGCUUACUUUGACUAUAUAUUGGAAAAGCACUGCCCCAUCGGUAGGUUAGGUCCCGACAAUUGCAAAGUUUGACAGAAAACAGUGGUUUUUAUGGGGUCAAAGAUACUCUGUGGAUUUUUUUUAAUAUAGAUAUUACGGGCCUGAGGACAGGCUCGUGGGGAAAAUAGCUCAAUAGCCCCCAUGCACACGACU